This is a messenger RNA of Ctenopharyngodon idella (grass carp), 4571 nucleotides long. It is a transcript of the gene pptc7b, whose product is annotated as protein phosphatase targeting COQ7 b. The transcript has 6 exons. Lineage: Eukaryota; Metazoa; Chordata; Actinopteri; Cypriniformes; Xenocyprididae. The coding region runs from base 340 to 1233 and encodes 297 amino acids. The record is from RefSeq and is a predicted model, not a curated record.
CCGUAUGUGCUUGUCUCCGGAACACGGGCGCUGGUGACAGAGAAUGCGAGUGAGUACAGAGGAUGUCGGAUAGGAUGGAGUGUACUGGAGGAACUUUGUCUGUUAAAUCCGCCAAGACAUAAAAGAGCCAUAUAUUUUACGUGUUCGGCAUUCAAUAGGCUAAAGAAGAAAGGACCCUUGUAUACUUUUAAACCGGUUCGGUUUGGCUUGUGUGGUUUAUCUGCGGCGAGCGGUGCCGAAUGUUGGAGCACAGAGGCGCAGGUAGUGCACUCGCUUGCGGAUCCUAGAGAGACGGGAGACGGGCUCGGCAGGUACACGCUUACCGUAUACCAGAGGGGGAUGUUAUCGGUACUUUCCUAUGGCAGGAUCGUUGCCAGGGCUGUCCUGGGCGGACUCUCGCAAACGGACGGCAGAGACUAUAGCCUGAUCACGGCCAGCUGCGGCUUUGGGAAGGACUUUCGGAAGGGGAUCCUGAAGAAAGGCAUGUGCUACGGCGAUGAUGCCUGCUUCAUAGCCCGGCACAAGUCCGCCGAUGUCUUGGGUGUUGCGGAUGGCGUCGGGGGCUGGAGGGAUUACGGCGUGGACCCAUCUCAGUUCUCCGCCACACUGAUGAGAACGUGCGAACGGCUCGUGAAGGAGGGCCGAUUCACUCCCAGCAGCCCCGUGGGCAUCCUGACCUCCGGUUACUUUGAACUCCUGCAGAACAAAGUACCACUGUUGGGGAGUAGCACAGCUUGUAUAGUCGUUCUGGAUCGUCGGAGUCACAGGAUACACACCUGUAACCUCGGAGACUCUGGCUUCUUGGUUGUUCGGGGUGGAGAGGUGGUCCAUCGGUCAGAUGAGCAGCAGCACUACUUCAACACACCCUUCCAGCUGUCCAUAGCACCGCCGGGGGCAGAGGGCGUGGUGUUGAGUGACAGUCCUGAGGCGGCAGAUAGCUCCUCCUUUGAUGUCCAGUUAGGGGACAUUAUUUUGACCGCUACUGAUGGCCUCUUUGACAACAUGCCUGACUACAUGAUCCUGCAAGAACUCAAGAAACUGAAGAACACCAACUAUGAUAGUAUCCAGCAGACUGCACGCAGCAUCGCUGAACAAGCUCAUCAGUUGGCCUACGACCCCAACUACAUGUCCCCUUUCGCCCAGUUUGCCUGUGACAACGGGCUGAAUGUAAGAGGGGGGAAGCCUGAUGACAUCACAGUGCUGCUGUCCAUUGUGGCAGAAUACACAGACUGAGCGUGCUCAGUGGAGCUUGCUCCUCUCUUACACCUGUGUCUUCCACCCCUGUCCUAUUGCACUGCUCCCCAUCUCACAUCUCCCAGCACCCCUUUCCAUUCUUCCAUUUCUCAAGUAGAUCUCCAGUCAACGCAGAGAGGAUAGCAUGAACACACUGGUGUGGGUGGUGAUGCAAGUGGUACUACGUCGCCUACAAACAGUGCAAAAUUGAUGACCUCACUCCCAAAAGGAUUUUGGGAAUCUAUUACCUGUGUUGUAAAUCUAUGUUAUUUCUAGUUUCCCAAGGUGCAAGGAGGGCCAUGCAUUACCCACAAAAAGGGGUUUCUAAUGGAAGGAGCUGUCGCAGUUCACUCUUGUGGCUCAUGCAAAUGAAAAGUUGUUGUUGUUGUUGCUGUUGUUGUUGUUAAAUGGUUGGUUGUCUAUGCCUUGAGAUAAAAAUUUGAGCGUGACUGAAGUCUAUGUGAGCUGGAGUGCUUCUACGUGUGUGUACGUGUAUAAUAAGUGUAUGUGUAUAAUAAGUUCCAUUUGGUUGUUGGUCGACUUUGGUUAAGCUGUAAAGGAAAGGUCAGUUAAAGUUCAGAGGGAGGCCUGGUUAGUCUUAAACCUGUUGGGAAAUGCAAGUGCAUUGGGAUGUGCUGACUAGUUCUGUUCAGCCAGCAUGUCUGCCUCUAGAGUUAUACUGCCUUCACCUACACUGUCACUUUGUGAGGUCUCGGAUAAUGGAUUUCAAGUUCAAUGGCUUGUGUUUGAUUUAGAAAAGAUAGAAACUAAACUGCACAGACGUCAUACCAGAGAAUGUCACAAUCCGCUAAUAUACAGAUACUCGCUCACGCGGACAGUGGAUGUUGACGUUGACUGUGAAUGCGUGUUGGAUGUAUAUUUACAUGACUUCACCUAUUGAGUUUGGAAGUCUACACGCACAAAUGGCUAGCAUCUGGCAAUGCUUUUCAUGAAUCGAAAGGUCAGGUAUAUAAAUAAAUGUUUUAUUUUUAUAAAUAUUUAGCUUUUAGUGGACAAGAUUAAACAGAAUGCAGAAGCUAGGGACCGUUGGUCUUUAUGGAUCGACUGUAAGGCCUAUUGGCGUUUUCUGUGCUCCCUAGUGAGGCUUGGGUUAUUUUUUUAAUUGAUUGAAGGGUAUCUAACGCUUUUGUUUUCCAAUGUCGCUCUAGAUUGGUUCUAGAGAACAUUUUCACAUUCAUGUGCUGCUUUAAUUUUUUGUAAAUUAUAAAUAUGUGAGUGACUACAUUUAUUUAUAUGAAUGUUUUUACCUGUACAAUAUAAAAUGGGUGAGCUGAUGAUUUUAUUUCACUAAAAAAAGCUGAUUGAGUGUUUAGAGUGAUUGCCUCACAGUCUUUCAAUGAAAUGGAACAUCGAUUCUGCUGUAUGAAAAGCAAAAACUAUAGACAAUGGUUAUAUUUUUGUCCAGUUCAUUGAGAUUGGGAAACCAUAAAGCAAUACAGUUAUUUAAAAUGUGUCUUCUUAGUUUUUGUUUCUCCAGUUAUAGCUGUCAAAUGUUAUGCAUGCCCAGGAUGGCAAACCUCAGUCAAGUGUGCAUUCAGUUGGUAAAACUGAUUGAUUAUAUGUAUAGCCCCUGAAUAAAUACCCUUUUAAGCUUUCAUAUUCAAAAUCCUGUAUAACUAAACAUGGAACUCAAUGUUUUGUGAGGUUUGCCAUCCUGAUAUGUUCCCCAAAGGCAUGGCUCUAGUUCUUCACCUACAGAUAGUGAGGACUAUAAUCAAGUCUUCAGUUGUGCCUGCAACACAAUUAGACCAGAACUGUGGUCUCUUACCAUGUGUAACGUCUUGUGGGUCGUGGUCAUGUUGAAGUCAAUGUCUCUAUCCACAUUGUUUAAUCAGUAAAGAAAACCAAAGCAGGAAAGCCAUAAGACCAGCAUGACCAAGGUCUCACCUUAUCAUUGCCACCUUUUGAAGACUGAAAACUAAUUGUUAAAUGUUGAGAGUAUCUGCCGGAAACGCCACUGUGUCCCAUGUCUGCUUUUCUUUCUAGAUAAAUGAAAUGGAAAUCAACAGUCAGUAAUGUGUAAUGGUUGUUAAAAUCAAUUGUGUACUUGACAUUUUUCAAAAUGUGUGAUCUAAGUCAUUUUAUUUUAGUCAAAUGUGAUUUCAGGUGUAAUUUCAGCGCCUCUAGAGGCAGCAAACAGAACUGCAGUCUGUCUGUUUGACCAGCUUUACCAAUGGCGUGAGUCUAACUGUGAUGGCCGUGUUUGGCUUUGUUCAGACAGGCAAUACGAAUUACUUUUGUGUGUGUGUGUCAGGAACAGGAAAAAAAUAAAUAAAUUAAAUUAUAAAAAAAAUAAACCUGGUCUAAACAUCCAUGGUCCAAUCAUUUUUGGAGUUUUAGGAUGUGUCUCAGUUUGAUCGAACCACGUAUAUCAUCAUACAAAUGACAAAAUGCACGCUAUUUUCUGGAUAUACUAAUUCUUUUCAUCACAAGGCAAAUUUUUCAGUUUUCCGUCCUUUCCUUUCACAUUGACAACUACUCUCAUUUGUUGUAUGAGAAAGUAUCGCAUUGAUUAUUUUACUAUAGCAACCGAUGUACUAUAACACCGGAUAUUGAGUGUUUGAACAAUCUGAUUUGAAUCUUUCCCUUCGUACAAAAUGAAAAUGCAAAAAUCAGUCCUAGAGAUUGAAUAUGAAAAAUAAAUUAAAUUUGUGUGCAGUGUGAACAAAGCCUUGUUUGAAAACAUGCAGUUCUGUUUGGCGUCAUUGGUGGUGCAUAAAGUAUACGUUUUGCCUUUAGUGAGUGUCAUUGCAUGAGAUGAUGUCUUGACUGAAACAUUUUAGUGUCUGGGGUUUUGCCACUUUGUCUGACACACAAAACACUCCCAACACUCCCCCCAAAAAGGCUUUUGUUAUGGUUCAUCAAAAUCAAAUCAGAUGCACUUUUAAUAGUGCAGUUUUCAUACAUCCUAAUUUAAAACAGGAAACUUGCCUCCCUGAGUUUGGCUGAUAAUGACUAAAUGUGUCUGUGUCUGUGAGUGAACCAUUAUACAAAUCAACAUACCAAUAGACGCCUUAAAAUCUCAUACUGUCCCAUCCAGAGGCCUUUGUGUGGCAAAGCUUGCAUGUCUCAUCUGGGUGUCGCUUACAGCAGUGUUGUCACUUUUGGUUGUAUCAUCUGUCCUUCUCUUAUUCGAUCGUUUCUAUGGUGCUUCUGCAGUCAAGAUGAGUCUCUCAGUCUCUGAAGCAGACAAUGUGCGAAUGAGAACUAUACUUUUUUUUUUUUGUGUGUGUGUACAGUGUAACAACGCAAGUUCCUGUAAAUAUGUUUUCCAAGUUGUAAAAUAUUUAAAUAAAAAUAUAGUAUUUAUACUAAAA